AAAACUUUCGCACACAUGUUCGCUAUAGUGUACACGGAGGAAAUCUGUGUAUGGGUGAUCAGGAACCGAGUGUGUGUGAGUGUGACUCCGAACCCCCAUCCACUUGACGUUUGACAAGUGUUCGGGGAACUUACAUGCACCUCUUUACCAUACCGUUGUUACGCUCUCCCUCCCCCGAACUUCUGGGGCCUCGACACGGGACCGUGCGUUGACAUAGCGAGGAUAUAUUUUCUUGCCGACGGAAAUAAGUGCGAAAUGAGCUUGUUUUCUUGUUUAUAUCAGGAAUAAUGCUGUUUUGACCAUUCCCUUGUAUGUGGGAGAUGAAUCGUGGAUAUCUGCUUUGGUUUUCCUAACACGAAUCCGCUGUUUCGCAGACGUUUGAGUAUUUCUUGCUGUUUCGGAGUCAGUAUAAUUCUAGUUGAAAGAGGAUAAUAACAUCGCAGCAAGCUGGGUCACGAACAAGCUGAUUCGAAAUCGGAUUUUGCUAGAAAAAUCAAGCUCCACAGAAUCUGGGCUUCCUGGAUGAGGUGAUAAUUGAUUGCAUUGGUAAUCACGUGCUUAUUGGCUCUACAUUUAAAGAGGAGAAUAUAGCGACGAUUUCCUCUUUUUUUUUUACUCUGGAACUCCACUUGGACUGUAACUAUGGGAAAUAUACGGACAAUACUGGCAUUUGUGAGUGGACUCUAUUUACUCGUAUGGAACUUUGAAUUGUCCUGGUGUUUUAACGUGGAACAGACAUUACCCGUGGUGUAUAACAGACCCGGAGGAUCAUACUUCGGCUAUUCUGUCUUGCUCCAUGAAAACCUGCAAGGAAAAUGGGUACUGGUUGGUGCUCCCAAGUCCUAUUCUCAAUACCAGCCCACUAUCACGAGACCAGGGGCUAUCUUCAAGUGCAACAUCCCCCAGAUAGCAGGUCAAAGACCAAUAUGUGUAGAAGUCAAAUUAGAUGAUAGAGGAAACGAGAGAAGCGGCCCAAAUGUCCGUCCUUAUUUCAAAGAUGCCAAAGACAACCAGUGGUUGGGGGUCUCCCUCACCAGACAAAGAAAUAGAAGAACGGCCAAGGUCACGACGUGUGGGCACAUGUGGGCAAACCAGUUCUACGCGGACACAAGGUUUUUGGUCAUCUUUCCCAACGGCGUUUGUUACGAGAUGGACGCUGAGCUCAACUUUCACAGCGUCAUGAAAAGACGGCCUUGCCUCGAACAGGUACAAAUAAAAGCAGAUACUUUAGGAAAAGGAAUAGCAUGGCAUGGUUGGUGCCAGGCUGGGUUCAGCGCAACAUACUCCAUGGAUGGUAGCACUCUCAUCUUAGGGGCGGUUGGAUCAUUAGCAUGGAGGGGAAGUGUUGUGUCAAUCUCAUCUGGUGCAACCACGGUGGCCGAUACUACAAACUGGUACCCUCCAGAAGACAAGGAUGAAAGCUAUGUUGGUUAUGCAGUAAGUUCUGGGCAUUUCAUAUCAACAACAUCUAUGGAGGGAGUGACUGGAGCGCCGAGGGCUUAUGAAAAGGGACAUGUUUAUAUCUAUAAUCUACAGAAUUUUGCCCUUAUUACCACCAUCAAAGGAGAAUCAAUGAACACCUAUUUUGGAGCUGCAGUAUUAGGAAUGGAUAUAAAUCACGAUGGACUGACUGACCUUCUGGUUGGGGCACCUCAGUUUUCACAGGAUCAAGAUGAAGGCAGAGUCUACAUCUUCGUCAAUGAUGGAAAUGCCAUUAUGAGGAAAAUGGAUGUCAAAUUAAUGGGCAGUAACUCUAUUGGGGCUCGGUUUGGAUCAGUCAUCGAAUCAGUUGGAGAUCUGAAUGCAGAUGGGUAUGAGGACGUGGCCAUCGGUGCACCCUAUGAAGACAACAACAGAGGUGCCGUCUACAUCUAUCUUGGUGGAGAGAACCACCUCAGAAAACCAUACAGCCAGAGGUUGGUUGCAGCGACCAACAUGGUAUCCUUUGGUAGUUCCAUCUCAGGUGGAAUGGACAUGGAUAAUAAUGGCUACCCAGACAUUGCUGUUGGUGCUUAUGAGAACGAUACUGCAGCCCUCUUCCUGAGUAAACCUGUUAUUGAGAUGGAAGCAUUCCUCACACUGACACCGACACUGAUUAACACAAACCAUGCAGAAUGUAUGCUGUACGGAAGGCCUACCACAUGUCUUCAUCUCACAGCCUGUGUCAGAUACACCGGGGCAUCGGUCCCGUACAGGAUAGGUAUUGAUCGUAUGUUGGAGGUGGACUAUUACAAGGUUGCGACUGGAUUCCCACCCAGGGUCGUCUUCUUUGAGAAUGGGGAGUCCAUGGGCUCGACCAUCGUCCAGAACAUUCAGCUCGUCAAAAACCAGCAGACCUGUCAUGAUAUUGUAGCCUAUUUCAAGAGAGACAUGAAAGAUUUCCUGAGUCCAGUUCCAUUCCGUCUCUCCCACGAGCUACGAAUUUCUGGGAAUGCUCCUUAUAUAACGUUAUGUAACAGGCUUUGUCCUACCAUCAGCCCGUAUUCUGAUAACAAUAUAGUACAAGAGGCAACCUUUAUGUCCAACUGUGGCAACGAUUCCAUUUGCGUAACAGACCUACAACUCAGUGCUAGCACAAUCAUCCCCAGGGGCACCAAGUACCUCCCUCUAGGCUCAGCAGACAAUAUCUAUGUGAUGGUAGACCUGAUGAAUCAAGGAGAGGAAGCUCACCAGGCCCAGGUUCUCAUUGAAUAUCCCGUCGGUAUCACCUUUGUCAGGGUCGAGAGUAACAGGCAACAAGAAACGAUUGUACUUUGCUCACCAUUGACAACCAGCAAUGAAACCGCAUCUGUUCUGUGUGAUGUUGACAACCCUAUGAAAGCAAAUUCUAGAAGUAGCUUUAGAGUGAAGUUGUCAGUACCAACUGCUCAUGCCAAUAGCCGAAGCAUCGAUAUUGUAGUAUCAGCAUCAACCUCCAGCACAGAAUACAAUCACACUCUAUAUAACAACAUACAGAGGAUCAGGGUUCCCAUUAGAAUAGAAGCAGAUAUCACCAUAUCAGGGGUAACGAGACCUAACAGUGUGCUGUAUGGCCUGCCAGAAUCAAGCAACUCAAACAGUCAAGAUUCCGCUAUCAAUGAGUCCCAGAUGGAUGAAACCUUGCCCCUUAUACCAUCAGAGGUCAAUGAACUUAAUCUGGACAAACACAUUGGACCAGCAUUCAAACACAUCUAUGAUGCUCGAAAUCUUGGCCCCAGCAACCUUCCCUUCAUGACCUCAGUCAACAUCACAAUACCUUGGAAGACUAAAAAUGGAGAUAUGCUCAUUUAUUUCUCAAAUAUUGAUUUUAAAGGGACAGGUGUAUGCGAGACCCAAGCAAUCCUUGCUGAACAAAGCACACUUCUCCAAAGAAUGCUGGCCAAGAGAAAUAGAACAAACCCACACGAAGAAACGCAUCAAAGUCUAGCAUCAACACUCUUUGGAACAAAUAAAAACCGACGGUUGAAUUGUAUGAAUAGCCAAUGUGCAGUGAUUGAAUGUCUUGUAGAUAAUUUAGAGUCCGGAGAUGGAGCAGUCAUUCAGCUUGAUAUGAGAAUAUUUGAAGAUACAUUUUUAAAGGGAGAUUUUGGUAAAAUAGAACUUCAUGCCGAAGGUAUUAUAGGUGUGGAUGAUCCACUUAAAAGACAUAUACAACCGCAGUCUGGCAGGCCCGACAGUGUUAUGGUAAAAACAGUAAUAUUCACCGAGUCUUCCGUGAGGAAUAGACCAGUGCCUAAGUGGGUAAUAGCUGUGAGCAUAGCAGCUGGAAUUGUGUGUCUCAUAGCAGUUAUUCUCGUUAUGUGGAAAUGUGGUUUCUUCCGGAGGAGGAUGAAAGAGGAGAUGGAGAGAUUGAUUCAAGAAAAAGAAGAACAAGAAUCACUCAAUCCUGAGGGUAUCCUCAACGAAGCAGAUUAUGAAGACGAUAAUUUCAGAUCAUACUAGGUUAUUUAUAAAAUCAGUAGUUUCUGGAACUUCCUGUUAGAGACUUUAAUGUUAUUUUCAGGGCAUAAACAUUGAAUAAAACUUCUUUCCUGAUGAAAUUAUUUAAAAAGAGUUUAUUAAAGGAUUUUUUAUACAUCUUCAUGAUAACUUCAAUUAAAAUAUUGACAAGGCCAGCCUUUAUAUUUUGAGAUACAGUGAUAAUGCAAUAUGAUGAUAUCUUUUGAACUAUAAAAAUCACCAUUUUAUGUCAUAGUAAAGAGGGGCUGUAAGACUUGUCCAGACUUACAUGUAUUGUCAUAUUGAAAAAUUUUAGGCCAAUUUUGCGAAAUUUUAUUCAAAAGAAGGUAUUUGAGCUGUCACCUGAAUUUUAGCUGCAUUGUUCAAAGGAAACUACUCCAAUUUAGCUGUUGGUUUGAUGUGGUUGCUCGCAAAGACUCUAAAUCUUUCUGAAGUAGUUCCACAAUGAACUGAAUGUAGCAAUGUCAGAGUCAAAAUAGUGACAUUUCAGAUAUUAAUGUGACUGAAAUUCAGGUGAUACACUUAUGAUUAAAAUAUGGCAAUGAUUUGUCUGAUAUUUAAUUCUGAAAAAAUUGACAUUUCAUCUGGAAACAAUAGUGUGAAGGUAUCCUUUGAAUUAAAAUAUUUAUCAUAUUUUGUCAGGAAUAUUCUAAUUUCAGAAUUUGUUCUAUCACGGUUUCUUUGUAUGACAUUUUAUCUAUAUGGAUGAGAAAAUAAAAAGAACCUAAUAUAUGCAUUCCAUGAAUUGUAUCAAUGUUAAAGUCUGUAUUUUAAAAAAUAAUUAUACAUGGCUAAUUUAAGUAAUUUGACAUUUUUAUUUUUUAAAUAUGUGUUGUUGUUU
Messenger RNA from Lytechinus variegatus (green sea urchin), 4780 nucleotides. Its product is annotated as integrin alpha-9-like. The transcript has 26 exons. NCBI's taxonomy places the organism in Eukaryota, Metazoa, Echinodermata, Echinoidea, Temnopleuroida, Toxopneustidae. Gene Ontology annotation, biological process: cell-matrix adhesion; integrin-mediated signaling pathway; cell-cell adhesion. Gene Ontology annotation, cellular component: integrin complex; external side of plasma membrane. Gene Ontology annotation, molecular function: integrin binding. The coding region runs from base 643 to 3921 and encodes 1092 amino acids. The record is from RefSeq and is a predicted model, not a curated record.